This is a messenger RNA of Fomitopsis serialis, 312 nucleotides long. RefSeq lists its product as uncharacterized. The record is from RefSeq and is a predicted model, not a curated record. The annotation marks the transcript as partial. The transcript has 2 exons. Lineage: Eukaryota; Fungi; Basidiomycota; Agaricomycetes; Polyporales; Fomitopsidaceae.
CAGCUCCCUGUCGUCCCUCCUGAGGCAGACAUCUCGCCCAUCCUCUGCCCGCUCUCCAUGGCCGCCUGCCCGAUCUCGGAGGCGGUCCCGACCAGUCUGGAGGAGUGGGUCCAGCAGGGCUUCGAGUGUGUAGACCUCCGCGAGGACCUCACCUCGUGCGGUGGCUGCGGCGCUGUCGACGUUCAACAUGACUGUACCGCUAUCCCGAACGCCCUCGGCGUCUCGUGUGAGGUGGGGACCUGCCGCGUGCAGUCGUGCAGGCCGGGGUUCACGCCCGCGCUCGACGGAAAGGGCUGCAUCUCCACCGCUUGA